GCCUGAGGAGGAGGCGAUGGUUCGGGCGGCGGGAGGAGAAUGCGAGACAGGUUAGGAAUAGAAGCGGCAGCACUGGGGCCUAGCAACUUUAUCAACAACCGAGGCCCUGAACAAGAGACCAUAGGUCCCCUGUUUACACCGCAGGCGGGGACAGCUUCCCCGGGGGACGGGGAUACCGUAGCCGCCAUCUUGUAGGAAUCUGGGUGGCGGGGGUGCCUCAAGGAAGGGCCUAGGUUACCCAGGCAACCGCCCGCCAUCUUGGUGAGGGAAUCCGGUGUAUACCAAGAGAGACACGGGAUUUCCAGAUUUAGGGUGAUGAUGUCAGAAAAAAUCAGCUAGAAUUGUCUGUUCUGAAUUUCUGUACUGUGCAUAUCGUCACGAUUUUUUUUCAACUGCCUCUUUACAAGGUGUCAAGGGGAAGAAACAGGAAAACCAAAUCAAACCACUUCAAAACACGACGGAGUCACUGGAUUCAAAAAGACCCGACUAUGAUCUGCCUUUGAAUUUGGAAGGACAAAUGCUUGUGUGUUCUGUCUUUGGGAAUAGAUUUCGGACUUUGGUGUGAGUGUGAAAGCAUUGAGACUCUCACAAUCUCCUGAGUGAGAGUGCUCUAACAAACUGACUGUGGAAAGAGCUUUAACUAAUUAUACAGCCUGAAGACCCCAUCACAUCAUUUACUGUGUUUAUAAACAUAUUGUAUACCUGAACAAGUUUCGAACUUCUCAUUAAACCUGGAAAAUACAAGGACACCAACAACAUGGAGAAACCUUGGAAAUGUGAGAACUGUGGAAAGGGAUUUAGAUACCCAUCCAGGCUGGAAUACCAUCGACGCAGUCACAUUGGGCCUAGCACUGGACAGAAACCGUGGAAAUGUGAGGAUUGUGGCAAAGGAUUUGAUUAUCCAUGCCUGCUGGAAACCCAUCGACGCAGUCACACUGGAGACAGGCCAUUCAUCUGCUCUGUGUGUGGAAAGGGAUUUGCCAAGUCAGCCAGCCUCAUGUUACACCAGCGAAUUCACACUGAGGAGAGACCGUUCAGCUGCACUUAUUGUGGAAAGAGGUUCAGACAGUCAUCCACCCUCACUGCACACCAGCGAAUUCACACUGGGGAAAAGCCGUUCACCUGUUCAAUAUGUGGGAAGAGAUUCGCUCAGUCAUCCAGCCUCCAGGCACAUCAACAAAUUCACGCCGGGAAGAAGCUAUUCAAUGGCACUUCCUGCAGAAAGAGGUUGAAGUCUUCAGCUGACCCGAGGUCACACCAGCAGAAUGAUCCUGGACAGAGGCCAUUCACCUGUGCCAUGUGUGGGAAGGGAUUUACUCAGUCAGCCAGCCUCAUGUUACACCAGAGAAUUCAUACUGAGGAGAUGCCAUUCAGUUGCACUCACUGUGGGAAGAGGUUCAGGUCUUCAUCCAACCUCAAUGCACACCAACGAGUUCACACUGGGGAGAAGCCAUUCAUCUGCUCCGAGUGUGGGAUGGGAUUCACACAGUCAGCAAACCUGGCUGUACACCAGCGAAUUCACACUGAAGAGAAGCCAUUCAAUUGUACUCACUGUGGAAAGAAUUUCCGGCAAUCAUCUACCCUCACUGCACACCUACGUACUCACACUGGAGAGAGACCAUUCACCUGCUCAGAGUGUGGGAAGGGAUUCACUCAGUCAGCCAGCCUCAUGUUACAUCAGCGAAUUCAUAAUGGAGAGAUGCUGUUUAGCUGCUCUUACUGUGGAAAGGGUUUCAGGCAGUCUUCUGACCUCACUGCACACCAGCGAGUUCAUACUGGAGAGAAGCCAUUCAUCUGCCCUGUGUGUGGGAAAGGAUUCACUCAUUCAUCUGGCCUUUGGUCACAUAAGCGAGUUCACACUGGGGAGAGACAAUUCAGCUGCAUUGCCUGUGGAAAGAGGUUCAGGUCUGCAUCUGACCUCAAUGUACACAAGCGAGUUCAUACCGGGGAGAGGCCAUUCAUCUGCUCCACAUGUGGGAAGGGAUUCACACGGUCAUCCAAUCUGCUGACACAUCAGCAAAUUCAUAAGCGUCAGCAGAGUUUGGAUUCUAUUGUUAAUCACAUCCAGGUUUGAUUAUAUGACAGUGUUUGAUGUGGUUCUGCUGAAUGUAACGACUUUGGUACUUGGCUGUGGUUGAAUAUUUUGGAACUGUUCCUGAUUUGUGGGGUUGCAGUGUCCCUAGAAAAACACAAUCUGCGAUCUUUUCACUAAAUUUAAGAACUCUCAUUGGUAGGAACUUGAUUAUAAUAAAUUUAUGAACUUUUACUUCAA
Rhincodon typus (whale shark) is the source of this 2272-nucleotide messenger RNA. RefSeq names its product gastrula zinc finger protein XlCGF26.1-like. Bases 758 to 2074 code for a protein of 438 amino acids. Gene Ontology annotation, cellular component: nucleus. Gene Ontology annotation, molecular function: DNA-binding transcription factor activity, RNA polymerase II-specific; RNA polymerase II transcription regulatory region sequence-specific DNA binding. NCBI's taxonomy places the organism in Eukaryota, Metazoa, Chordata, Chondrichthyes, Orectolobiformes, Rhincodontidae. The transcript has a single exon. The record is from RefSeq and is a predicted model, not a curated record. Gene Ontology annotation, biological process: regulation of transcription by RNA polymerase II.